AGAUAUCUGGCGCCUCUUCGUGGCCACAACUGCAAACUGCACUUUAGUUUACGGUCACCCUGGCAACAGCUUGUAUCUCUUCUCCAGCUGCUGGUCGCUAUCAAGUUCACUGAAGUGGCUGUAAACGAUAAAUAUCAUCCGACAUUAUCUGGGAUAAUCAAGACUGUGGAGAUGGAUACAUCGGUGGUGCUGCCUGUCGAGGCUGAGGGGUUUAUCCAAAGUCUGGAAGCUUUCUCCCUCAAAAACGUGGGCUCUGCGAGGUGGUUCAAACAGCAUGAGCAUAUUGAGAAACUAAACAUGCAGGCCAUACUGAGCGCUUCGGCCAUGCACGAUGAGUUCGUCAAGGAGCUCCUGGUGUCCCUCGGAAAGAUACCUGUCCUGGUCCACGAGAUGAUCCUCGUGGAGGUGUGGAAGCAGAAGGUGUUCCCCGUCUUAUGCCAGCUGCAGGACUUCAACCCUAAGAGCACCUUUCAUCUUUACAUGGUGAUCCACCACGAAGCUACCAUCAUUAACCUGCUUGAAACAAUAUUGUUUCAUAAGGAUUCAUGUGAGGCGGCUGAUGAUUCCCUUCUUGACCUGGUGGAUUACUGCCAUCGUAAGCUCACUCUGCUGGCCAGUGAAGCAACCAAGGACCGCGCUGUGGCUCUUGAUGGACAGACCCAGAUAUCCUCUAUAGAGGAGCUGCAGGCGCAGAGCGCUGCGCUGGAGUUUGAAAUCUCUCUGAAAGCCGUAUCCGUGCUGGGCUACAUGGCAGAACAUGCUGACAGCAUCAGCGUCAUCAACCGCAUGCUGUGCACGCACAAUUUGCCUUGCGUGCUGGUUCAGCUGAUAGAGUCCUGCCCUUGGAGUCGGAGCAGAAACGGUGAAGUAGAGAAGUACAUUAAUGGCAAAUGGCAGAGGAUUCCUGCGGAGGACCGUUUGAAGAUGACCAAACUUGACGGCCAGGUCUGGCUGGCUCUUUACCGUUUGAUACUAAAGGAAGAGUGCCAAAUAAAAUACGACUUCAACAAUUUCAACAAGAACCAGCUUCUAAAGCUCAGGGCUUUCCUGACAGACGUGCUGAUCGACCAGUUACCGAACCUGGUCGAGCUUCAGCGCUUCCUGGCCCACCUCGCUGUUACCGACCCGGCCCCGCCAAAGAAAGAGCUCGUCCUGGAACAGAUCCCAGAAAUGUGGAGUCAGAUUGUCAGAGGCAAUUCUGGGAAGUGGAAAGCAAUAGCUAAAUAUCAGGUCAAAGAAACGUUCAGCCCGUCCGACAGUGACUUGCAACAACAGGCCCAGAGGUUGGCCGAGACGUACAACCUGGACGUGAUGGAGCGUUUGCUCCCGGAAAAACCAAAGUGCGGAUCCUGUGGUAAAGAGGCUACCAAGAGAUGCUCUCGGUGCCUUGGAGAGUGGUACUGUAACAGACAAUGUCAGGUGAAGCACUGGCCUAAGCACAAGAAGUCCUGUCAGCUCAUGACUGAGACCAUGGAGAGGAUCAAGGGGGAUACGCUGAUAAAGAGCUGAGAUAACCUGCGUUAAGCCCAUGAAAGGAACAUUUCAACAUAUAAAAAAACAAAUGUGCUUUUGUACGAUGCUGAAACGUAACAUUUUAUGCGAACAUCUAUAUUCCCAAUGCAGAAAUCCCUGACAUGCCCUCAGAGAUUAAUACAGAACUCAGUGUCUUGGUUUUAAAUGUGAUGUAAUAAAGUUUGAACCCUGCUUGUUU
Messenger RNA from Fundulus heteroclitus (mummichog), 1711 nucleotides. It is a transcript of the gene zmynd10, whose product is annotated as zinc finger, MYND-type containing 10. Gene Ontology annotation, cellular component: cytoplasm; centriolar satellite. NCBI's taxonomy places the organism in Eukaryota, Metazoa, Chordata, Actinopteri, Cyprinodontiformes, Fundulidae. The transcript has 12 exons. Gene Ontology annotation, biological process: inner dynein arm assembly; motile cilium assembly; outer dynein arm assembly. Bases 172 to 1509 code for a protein of 445 amino acids. The record is from RefSeq and is a predicted model, not a curated record.